Lactuca saligna is the source of this 318-nucleotide messenger RNA. The record is from the annotation of a GenBank genome assembly. NCBI's taxonomy places the organism in Eukaryota, Viridiplantae, Streptophyta, Magnoliopsida, Asterales, Asteraceae.
AUGUACAAUCCUAUUAAGCUUACAAUAUAUCUUCCGUCUCCGUCCUUAUUCUCUUCAAUCUCUGUUAGCCUCAGUUACCACCAACCUCCUGACGCUGCCAUUACCUUCACCGGCAUCUGUUGUGCAUUUAUACCUUAUGUCGAGAUGAGAAACGCUAACUCUAUCUCGCUGCCACCAUCAACGCCACCAUCACACGCCGGAAACCAUAACCCUAAAGUGGCUCCACCAUCGGCACCAUACAUCUCACAGUAUAAACCAGAUCGAGAUCAUUUGUUUCCAGGUCCUGACUUUGGUGUUUGUUUCUUUGACCUCCCAUGA